CAAAUAAGCACUUCCCCUUUCUAACUGCAAGUGCGUUGUAGGUAAAGGUAUAACGAAAAUCAGGCAGUCAGCAGAGACGGAGGCUAAAACAUGUCUGCAGUAAAGACAGAAGAUUCAGCCAGUGGUGUGAGUGUGGUGAAUAGUGGAGGACCUGUGUACGAGGAUAAAGAGGAAAAUGACAAUGCCAGACCUGAAGAUCUCUCUGAGCUGCUAGCUGCAGGGACCAAAUUAGUUCAUGAGCAAGCUGAGAACACGCAGUUUGUCAAAGAUUUCCUUCAUGGAAAGAUACGCAAAGAACUCUUUAAGCUCGGAGCUGUGGCACUCUACUACACCUAUUCGGCCAUGGAGGAAGAGAUUGAGAAAAACAAGGAUCAUCCACAUUUUGCACCUCUUUACUUCCCCAAUGAGCUUCACCGGCAGGAGGCCCUGGCUCGGGAUCUCGAGUACUUCUAUGGCGAGGACUGGCAGAGUCAGAUCAGCUGCUCUCCUGCCACUCAGCGCUACAUAGAGCGCAUUCAUGAAAUCGGUCGUGAAGAUCCUGUGCUGCUGGUGGCUCAUGCAUACACGCGCUACAUGGGUGACCUCUCAGGGGGUCAGGUGUUGAAGAAAGUGGCCCAGCGUGCCCUCAAGCUGCCCCCUACAGGAGAGGGAGUCUUCUUCUAUCAGUUCGACAGCAUCCACAGCAACAAAGCAUUUAAGCAGCUGUACCGCAGCCGAAUGAACGAGCUGGAACUCGAUGCCAACACCAAGGACAGCCUUGUUCAGGAGGCUGUGAGGGCUUUCCAGUUCAAUAUGGAGGUUUUCAAAGAGCUGGAGGAAAUGGGGAAGACAAUUCAGGAAGACGUUCUGGAUGGAGGACCCAUCCACGGCCACAUGGAAGGAGACGUCAGCAAAUGUCCAUACUACGCCGCCAAAAUGGCUGCCAGUGGAGGAUCAGCAUAUGUUUAUCAGAUGGCUGCAGCAGUCCUCAGAAACCCCACAGGCCAGGUGCUGUUAGCUGCGUGGAUUGCCGCUCUUGCUGGAUUGGUUGCUUGGUACCUCAAAUGAUUCCUUCAUGGCCAUGGAAUUGUAGAAUUGAAUGUUUAUGCUGGCGGAGUUCCUCCCCCUUACCAGAAUCCUAAUCAAUAGUUAAAUACUAAAGCUGAUUUUGAAAGAGGAACUUCCACCACCAACCUCACAAGAGUAGUAUGAUGGGUCGGGUCUAAUAGACAUGUACACAUUCUUUAAUUUCUUCUUCCACCUGGGAAACAAUGAGUCCCACUCACCUUUCUGUUACUAAUUGAGAAAUAUUUUCACAUGAAUCUGUGCUGCAAAGUGAAAAGCAAAUAAAUAGAGCCAGUUGAGCUCACAAGCUUACAUACACAUUGUAGAAUCUGCAAAAUGUUAAUUCUGGAUAACGUAUAUAUCUUAUGUAGUUUUUGAAGGGCAGAACUGAAUGUAAAAAUAAAACAAAUAAUAUGAUUAUCCUAUUUAAAAGUUUACACCCCCUUGCUCUUGUUGCUGCCUUUAUCAUCAGUAAGUAUCUACACCUUUGAGUACCUCAGUUGUUCUCAGAAAAAACAUUGAUCACAGCAUUAUACAGUAUAAUCACUGCUAGAAAGGGCCAGAUAUGUAGAAGAUACAGGAAAAGGAAAGAAUUUUGCUGGACCUGGAUGGUAUUUCUGAAGAACAGUGGGCUGUUUAACUGCUCAGGGUGAACAAGGCACUCAUGAAGAACUCACAAAAAAGAGUCACUGAUCAUGCAGGAAACAACACAAUGUUAAGAAUAAAGCAUAUGUGAUUUGCUUUAUUCAGUUAGUAUUGUGUUUUGCAGCACUUAUUCAUUUAAAUUAUUAACAUUUUGCAGAUUCUGGAAGACGUAUGCAAAAUUAAAACCUUAACUGUAUCUAUUUUAUACUGUAUGAAUACAAUUAUAAUAGCUGUUUUGUGAUGUAAUUUCAGUUCAGAAUAUAAAGUUUUGAAGAACAUUUAUGCACUGGCCCAAAUGCCAUAGUUGUGGUCCUUGCUUCUGCAUGCUUGAUUAUGAGCUUUGUGAGGCUUUAGAUUGCACUGUACUUUUAGUGAAAGGCUUUAGAAGGCGACCCAGAGUGUUCUCUAUACAUUUCGCUGGUCGACUCUGACAAACACACUGUAAUCCUAACACUUAACCACUCCUAGCGAACAUCGGCUAAAUAGUCUUGCCUGCUCUGUAGAUUGACGUUGGUAUCAGUCUGGCAAAACUUUGGAGGAGAAUAAAAGUGAACAGGAGCCCUUUAUGCGCCUUGCUGUGUGCAUCCACCUUUAAUGUGGGACCACACAAAUCGUACUUAUCGUACAAUAUCUCAGUAGUAGGUGUGGUGGUGUUUUUUUAGUUAUUUUGCAGCAUUGGAAUAUUAUCAGUGAAUGGUUUCAUUCAGUCGUGUGGUAAAUCGUGUGGUAAAUCUGUACAUAUUUCAAGUGCUCUUCAGUGAAACACUUGUAGCAUCCAGAAAAAUCACAUGUAAAAUAUGUACUGGUGGUUGAGGGGGAAAAAACCCCAACAAAACCAGAAAAAGUAAUAAGUGUGAAGGCACAUUUGCUGCAUUCUGACCCAAGCAAGCAAUGAUCUCCUACACACAACUCCCUGCAGUUCCACACAAGUACAGGGAAAGGAUAGGAAGCAAUGAUGAGAGAUGAGAAAUGGGUGAGAAUUUAAAACUAAAAUUAGAGGUCUAAAGUAGACUAUGAUUUACAGCUGAACACCAGUCCUGUGUGUGGAUGGGAUUAAAGACGUUUGAUCUAUAACCAUUACACAAGACUUUACUCAAGGCUCCUACAUGGAGCUCUGUAUGAGGUCCUUAGGGAUUAGUACACCAUUUAGGACAGUGCUUGUUCUAUUCAGUAUUACUGCUACUACCACCAAAUCAGUUCUUGUUGCAGUAGGCAGGGGUUUUGAGAGUUUAAUAUAUUUUUAUAUAUAUAUAUAUAUAUAUAUAUAUAUAUAUAUAUAUAUAUAUAUAUAUAUAUAUAUACACACACAAGUGUCAUGUGAUUACUUUUUGCAACAAUCUGGUGCCACACGGUGUUUACAUGAAUGAUGUGAUUAGAUUUUGAGUAGAAUUGAAAUAAAACAGCAGUAUAGAAAAAAGUACACAAGUAUUUUUCUUCCUAACCUGAUAAAGUAGGAGCUACAAUCUUCUCCAAUGUACCGAAUUUAUCAGUGGCAGGUUUUAAGUGUUAUAUAAUACACCAUAUAUUACCACUAAAAUCUGUUUAAAAUGGUUUUACUGAUAGGGUGAUGGUUUGUGGCAUUUUCCUUCAACUAACAAUAUGAGUAAAUAAAUAAGCUUGCAGUUGGCCUUAACGUUUUUCAGCUUGCAUUAACAUUAGGCAUUUACUAACACACAAGCUCAGUGCUAAGCAAUGUAAGGAAAAGAAUCUUAAAUGUGCUCAUUAAGCUCCUACACAUUUGUGAAAAUGUGAGUCGAUUUAGAGAAUAAUUAAAUUCAGGGUCAGUUUGUAACUGAGGAGUAUAUGAAUAUUUGCACAAAGCAGUUUGUUGAUCGUUUGACUACUGCAGCUGUUUCAGACUUCUUGCUUUUAGGUAUCUCAAUGUUUAAAAAAGGGAUCCUGCACACAAACUGCCUCAUUUGCACUCUCUCAUACUGCAUAUGCACAGUAGAUUACUUCUUAGAUAUUAUAUAGUUUGGUUUCAUCUCCUAAGAAAUAUAUUAAAGUGAAAUUUGCUUUUGUUAUAUUGAAGUAAAAUUAAAAUUGUCACCAAAUAGUGAAUAAGUGGCUCUGCUUUCCUGGACCCAAAGAACAUGUUCCUGUUAUUUAUGUGCUAUUAGAACUGAAUAGUAUUUAAUUUAGAAUACCAAAGUCACUACAAUAACAGGCUGCAUAUGCUGAGGAUUUUCCCCCCAGAAAAGGCUUUGCAUAGCAGCUGGUGUUUGAGAAAUGCACAGAGAAUGUUAUGUAAAGGUUGAUGUGUAUUUUAACAGAUGCCGCCAACAGGCUAAUCAAACUUAAGAUAAAACAUUGAUAGUUUAAUACACACAGUUUGUAAUACCAAAAUGAGAGUCCACAUUCAAAUGGAUUUAUUCAUUCAUUCAUUCAUUCAUUGUUGCUUAUUGCACCUUUAAAUGGGAACUAAUCUAUAGUGGAGCAGAUUACCAGUACAAUUAUCUUAGGCUUAGUAACUGUUUGUUUAUAGUUCUGUCUGUCUGCACGAAUGACUUCUUUGUACCUUCCCACUAUGUGACAAAUAUUUUGGACUAAUAAACACUUAAUCCAACACA
Molecule: messenger RNA, 4259 nt
Organism: Tachysurus vachellii
Lineage: Eukaryota; Metazoa; Chordata; Actinopteri; Siluriformes; Bagridae
Gene: hmox2b
Product: heme oxygenase 2b
Exons: 6
Coding region: 91-1047 (318 amino acids)
Biological process (GO): heme oxidation; heme catabolic process; response to oxidative stress
Molecular function (GO): heme oxygenase (decyclizing) activity; heme binding
Source: RefSeq, a predicted model, not a curated record